This is a messenger RNA of Hemiscyllium ocellatum (epaulette shark), 5625 nucleotides long. RefSeq names its product WW domain-binding protein 2-like. The coding region runs from base 257 to 1036 and encodes 259 amino acids. Lineage: Eukaryota; Metazoa; Chordata; Chondrichthyes; Orectolobiformes; Hemiscylliidae. Gene Ontology annotation, biological process: positive regulation of DNA-templated transcription. Gene Ontology annotation, cellular component: nucleus. The record is from RefSeq and is a predicted model, not a curated record. The transcript has 9 exons. Gene Ontology annotation, molecular function: transcription coactivator activity; chromatin DNA binding.
GGCUCGGUUUCUGGAUGUUUCUGUCCCUCAGUCCGGCGGAGAGAUGGCGAUUAACAGACCGGGGGAGCCCGGUAACCAGAGUCCCCGCUGUGUGCUGUGCACCUCCCGCCCUGUGACAGUAUGACAUGAACCCCUGGCUGUGUUGUGGGAUCUGUGCUCCCUGCUCACUCACCGUCCGCUCAGUGCAACAAUCCCUGCAGACAGAGUGCACUUAAUUGUGUGGAAGAACAGGGCGACCUUGGAAUAUGGUGUGCUGAUGUUUUAUGACCAUGUAGAGCUGUCAUUUGCUGACAACCCAUUGGAGGCUUUCAAAGGUUCAAAGAAGGGAACUGUUUACCUGAUGCCAUACCAAGUUGUAUUUGUGGCAAAAGAUAGCAGAGAUGCACUGAAAUCCUUCACAAUGCCAUUUUACCUGAUGAAAGGCUGUGAGAUCAAACAGCCAGUGCUUGGGCCAAAUUACAUCAAAGGAACUAUCAAAGCUGAGCCAAAUGGAGGAUGGGAAGGUUCUGCAACAUUUAAGCUAUCCUUCACCAGUGGAGGUGCCAUUGAAUUUGGACAGUUGAUGUUACGUACAGCAUCACAGGCCUCUAGGGGUGAAGUCCCAGCUGGAGGAUUCGGCUACACCUACAUGCUAAACAGUGCAUGUGGAAAUACAGUACCUGUGGGAGUUGCAGCAUACAACGUACCAACAUCUGCAACCUUUGCCUACCCUCCCCCACUUCCAGCUGGAUUUUACCCUGGACCACCUCCCACAGAGGGUACAAUGAACUACAUGGCUCCUCCUCCUUACCCGGGACCCAUGACUCUUCCAGGAGGUGAAGCAAGGCCUGCAGAACAGGCUGAAAAUACUCAGAGCAGUCAGUCAGCCCCUCUCAGUGUGCCCAUGGAGCAGCCCCCUCCUUACACUCCACGUGAUGAGAGCCAAGGGCAGCAGAGUGACCAGCUUGGGAACACACUCCCCCAGCCCCUUGGUGGUUGGAGCCAGCAGCCACAGCAUGCAUCACCCUUCUACACUGCUCCUGCCUCCUCUCAAUAACUGGUGAAUUGAAGACCUGUUUUCCUGCUGAAGAAAGUGACACCGACUCACCGCAGCUCAGCUUUGUCAUUUGGCUGUAGCACCUCCGUAGGACAUCAUGCAUUGCAUCCCCAUCCUUUUUUUUUCUCCCCCCACUUCUUCCCUCAGGCAAUGGAAGCCAAGCAAAAUGAAUGGCAGCAGACAGCAAGUUUACCUAAGAAACUGCAGGCCAUUGAUUUGUUUUCCUUCAGCAAGGGGUCAAUAUUUUGUUUUUCUCUUUCCUGCUAAGUUUCAUUGCUUGGAUACACACAUCUGAACCCAUCAAUAUUCUUCCCUACUAAGCUCCCCAUUGGAGACCAUCUAAAAUUCAUCUAUUAUCACAGGUGCAGGACAGAUAUCACUGUCUGUUUGGAUGUCAGGUUCCCUUUGUCUAAACAUCAAGAUAUUCAGCUUUGUAAUCAGAUUUGAGGCACACCGACGGCUUCUUUGGAUAUCAGUCUCCAACUGUUCACCUUCAGGUGCAGUUUUCCUUUAUUUUACCAGUAACAUUCCAUAUUUAUUUAGAAUGGCUUAGUGACUCUGGUGAGAUAAUAAGCAAAUGAAUGCUGUCAUUCAGCUUUUGUACUUUGUGUUAUGGACCAGGCCAGACCCCCUCAAAUAUUUCAAGAAAGUAGCCCAGACCGUGGCUUUGCCAGUUGUUUUAAGCAGGUGUAUAGUGAAUAUUUCAGGAGUGAUGCAGGUGGCCCAACCACUUCGUUCUUAAACAACACAGAAUUUAUUUGCAAGGUUAUCAAAUGAAACACAAACAAAAGAAAACAGAAUGCAGAAUAACCUGAUCUGUCUGAAAACCCAACGGAUUAUCUCAACUUAAUGAUACUGUUCCAAAUACUUGCAACAAUCCCUAUAACCACCCCUUGGCACAAAAGGCAAAAUCAAACAUAGGAUCUUACAGGAGGAAUGUCAGAGAGAGGGAGGAUCAGUGUGUACCUGUUUCUGAGUCCAGCAGCUUCACAACUGACUGCCUGCUCAAACCAAACCAGAGAAAAAACUGAGUUGGGAGAACUGGCCACUCUCCUUUCAUUUUUUUUUAAAAACAUGAAAGCCUUUUGCCUGAUCGAGUAUCUGCUAGCUAUCAUCAAACUGGUCCUCAAACCCUUCAAAUCUAGACUUCUUGGCAACUCUGUCUUUCCAACCUCUCUCAGGGGAAAAAAGAAAUUAACAACACCAUAACCUUGUUAAAGGAGCAGCAGCAGCAUCAUCCUGAUUGUCAUGGGCUAUUUGUUAAUUAGCAUACAAAUCUGCAUGGGAUACUUGGAAUGCUCAGUAAAAGCUGGUGCAGUUAUUGUUAUCUCCAGGUCACUUAUUUACCUGUCCACUGAUGACUUCAGCACAUUAUGGUGUAAGCCCAAAUUUAAACAUUUCUUGCAUUGAAUAUGAGCAUCACUGGCAAUUUGUAGCCCUUUUCGAAUUGACCUUUAGUGAAAUUACUACUAGACUGCUGCAGAGAACCAUUGAAAGUUAACCAUGUUACUGAAAAUCUAAGUCACAUAUAGGUCAGACUGAGUAAGGAUGGCAGAUUACUUACCCUUCAGCACUGUAGUGAAACAAGUCCUUAUGUCAGUUGGUAGGUUCUUAGUUAUCAUAAUGUAGACUAGUUAUCAAUUCUAGAUAUCUUAAAUGCAAAUUCAAUUACCAGCUGCCAUACUUGGAUUCAAAUUCAUGUCCCUACAGCAUGCUUGUCUAUAGAUUACUUAUCCAGUAACACUAACAAAAUGUCAUCAUCUUCCCCUUGAUACUUUCAGUACCUGAAAAUUGCCAUAGCAAAGACUGACUUAAUAUUUAUAUGUACGUUACACAGCCAAGGAGACAUUUGAAAUUCUGUUACAUUGUAGGAAAUGGAGCAGCCAAUUUGUGUACAAAAAAGACUGACCAGAUAAUCUGUUUUAAUGAGGUUAAUUGAGUUAUAAAUAUUAGCCAGUUCACCCAGAACUCCCUGCUAUUUUUUUUACAUGAUGCUGUGGGAUCUCUUGAGAGAGAUCUGCUUGAGAGAGAAGUUCAGUCUAACUUCUCAUCCACUGUCUGACUGAGUGAAGUACUACUCAUCCAGGCUGUAUAUCGGGGCAAUGGAUUUGUGUUAAUUCCCUUCUCAUGGCAUUGUGCUCAACAGAUCCUCUGCAAAACCUGAAUCUACAAUGACUGUUGUGGGAUGCUCAGUAUCCUGUACCAUGUUGAGUACAAAUGAUUAAGCUUUAUGCUUUAUCUUCCAGCUUUACUGUUGGAAUGGUGUGUAGAUAAAGGAAACAAAUGACAGUCUGGUCUGUCUUAAGAAGCCAUUGAUCGUCAAGAAAGGGACAGUAUGGUAAACAUGUUCUCAGCAUCACUUAAGCCUGUAUUGGAAUCCUCGAUACCACAUUAAAGGAAGAAUAUUAAAGCCAUGAAGCGUGACCAGAGAUGUUUCACAAGGCUUGAAAGCAAGGGUUUUCUUCAGAAGGAAGUCUUUAAUAUGUUAGGGCAUUUAUCAAUUCAACAAAAAGAUAAUUGUGUAAGAAUUUGGGAGAAUUUGUUGCACUGACAUUAGGAACAUCAGUCUUCAUGGGGAAACUGAAGUUAUUCUUCGAGUGGAAAAGGCUAAGGGAGAAUUUAAUUGAUACACUCCAAGCUACAAAGUACUUCCAAUACUUUGUGAAAAACUGUUUCCAGUGGAGUCAUAGAGAUGUACAACACGGAAACAGACCCUUCAGUCAACCUGUCCAUGCCGACCAGAUAUCCCAACCCAAUCUAGUCCCACAUGCCAGCACCCGGCCCAUAUCCCUCCAAACCCUUCCUAUUCAUAUACCCAUCCAAAUGCCUCUUAAAUGUUGCAAUUGUACCAGCCUCCUCCACUUCCUCUGGCAGCUCAGUCCAUACACGUACCACCCUCUGCGUGAAAAUGUUGCCCCUUCGGUCUCUUUUAUAUCUUUCCCCUCUCACCCUAAACCAAUGCCCUCUAGUUCUGGACUCCCCGACUCCAGGGAAAAAACUUUGCCUAUUUACCCUAUCCAUGCCCCUCAUAAUUUUGUAAACCCCUAUAAGGUCACCCCUCAGCCUCCGACGCUCCAGGGAAAACAGCCCCAGUCUGUUCAGCCUCUCCCUAUAGCUCAAGUCCUCCAACCCUGGCGACAUCCUUGUAAAUCUUUUCUGAACCCUUUCAAGUUUCACAACAUCUUUUCAAUAGGGAGGAGACCAGAAUUGCAUGCAAUAUUCCAACAUCAUUAGUAACCAAAGAAUACAGAUUUGAGGCAAUUUGAAAAAGAGAGGAGUGUGAUUAGAUUUGUUUCUAUUGUUUGAUCUGGAAUAUGUUAUCCUGAAAGGCUAUUGGAAGCUGGUUCAAAAGCAACAUUUAAGUGCAAUGGAACAAGUACUUAAUGGGGAAAUUACUUGCAGAGCUAGUAAUAAAGAACAGAAAGUGAGAUGAAUUAGAUUCUUCUUUCAAAAGUAUUGAGAGCUGAAUGGUAUCUUUCUGUGCUGUGUGAUUCAAUCUUAAUGAGUCAACCUUGGGACUAUUCCUCUUUCUUGGUGCUGGUCUGUAAAAGAGUCUCCACAGUCACCCUGUAGAUGGAUUUUGAUUUUGUUAUUCAUUCAAAUACUUUGUGAAUGAUUCUUUAAUGGCUUAAAUUACGAUGCUGCUACUGUGAUAAUGCUGAGUGCACCAGAACAAUGCUGAACACCAGAACUCUGGAGAUUUUAAUGGUAGAACUAGUUGGAUAAGGUGCAUCACCUUGUGCCAAUUUUACAUAAAACUAUCAUGCUCAAUAAGGCCCGAUUUUGAGGUCUGCCAGCCGAUGAUCUAAGAAACCUAAAAAGCUUCUGCUCUAGCAUUGAAUUGGGCCACUUAACAAGCAUCCUUAACAACUGUCUACAACAGGUGAUAGCUACUUAUUUACUUCGGUAUUGAUGGGACCAAAUACUUCAUUCAGGUUUCACGACAUAUGUCAGGCAGGAAGGAGUAUAUUGAUUAUUCAGCAAUUACCAAUAUAUAAAGUACAGAAGGUCCUUUAUGCUCAGUGUUUGAAAGAAAUUAGAUUUGUAUGAAGCUAGGAAGAGGAAUGUACCCCUAGAACCACAUUUGUUAUAGUUGAACCCAUGUGACUUGGCUUCACGCUGCUGCUUGUGCUAAGCAAUCAGACAGAGCCUUUUUAAUUAUUCAAGCUGCCUUCAGACUGCUAUAGGUACUUCAUAGCUUGCAGAUUAUAUUAAUUAGGCCCUAGGUCUCUGUGUAAAGCACAGCAUGGAGUUUGAUCCCACACAGUUUUAACCCAUUGUGGUUCACACAUAACCAUGUUCCCUUCCUCUGUAUUCAUAGCCCUUCAAAACACUUACUAAUCUACAAAUAUUAUUAGUGACCUGUAUUCCAGCAAAGGAUGAACUGGUUUAGCUGAUUGACAAUAUUUACUCACCACAGCAUAUGGACAGAUAAAAUGGGAUAGUUAGAUGUAUGAACUCGCCGUUGUUACAGUCACCAGCUUCAUGCUCCAUGCACCAUGCAUCCCUGCCUCUGAGGGACAGUUUCUGAUAUAGCAGGCCAAUGAUUUAAUGAAUUGCACAGUAUUUAUUUAUGAGAAGAUAUUCUA